Molecule: messenger RNA, 1990 nt
Organism: Ziziphus jujuba (common jujube)
Lineage: Eukaryota; Viridiplantae; Streptophyta; Magnoliopsida; Rosales; Rhamnaceae
Exons: 14
Coding region: 247-1653 (468 amino acids)
Source: RefSeq, a predicted model, not a curated record
CAUUAAAAAAAUAAAAGAAAAUAAAGAAAGAGAUAGAAGCGGUCUUUCCUCUUUCAAUGGCGCCCACUGAAACUUUCUCUCGUCUCAAACCACUGUAAACUAAAAAUUCCAGAAAACAGAGCGUUAGGCCUUCUACAAAACCACACCUAUAUAUAAUUUGAGGGAUUUGAAGGGGUUAUUGGGUGUCUCUCUGUCGCGCAUAGUUUUUUCAUUUUCUUUAUUUUUUUUUUUUUUUUGGGGAAUUAGAUGACGAAUUGGCGGAGAGUGUUGAAGUCCGUACAGGCUUUGGUUGCCCACAGCCUCCUUUUCUGCUUUACCCUUUUGCUGGUUUUUAAGCUCGAUAGCGUCGUUGCCUACUCUUGGUGGAUAAUUUUCUUUCCACUUUGGACAUUUCAUGCAGUUGUUGCCAGAGGAAGAUUCUCGUUGCCUGCUCCAUCAAUUCCACAUAAUCGACAUUGGGCACCAUGUCAUGCGGUUGUUGCGACACCAUUGCUUAUUGCAUUUGAAUUGCUCCUUUGUAUUUAUCUUGAGAGUGUUCAUGUUAUUGGUGUUCCAGCUGUAAAUUUGAAGGUUGUCUUUCUUCCCUUACUGGCAUUUGAAAUAAUUAUUCUUAUCGAUAAUUUCAGAAUGUGUAGGGCUCUAAUGCCAGGAGAUGAUGAAAGCUUGAGUGAUGAGGCAAUAUGGGAGACACUUCCUCAUUUCUGGGUUGCAAUCUCCAUGAUCUUCUUUGUUGCUGCUACUAUCUUCACCUUACUAAAGCUAUGCGGUGAUGUAGGUGCUCUAGGCUGGUGGGACCUAUUUAUAAAUUUUGGCAUUGCAGAGUGUUUUGCCUUUCUUGUGUGUACAAAAUGGUCUAAUCCAGUGAUUCAUAGAAAUUCUCAUAACAGAGAAGUGAGUUCAUCUUCUACAUCUAUUAGAUAUCUUGACUGGAACAGUGGAUUAGUAGUAUCUCCAGAGGAGGAUCAGCAUCAGGAUCGAGUCUGUGGCAUACAAGAUGUUGGUGGGCAUAUUAUGAAAAUUCCAAUAAUUGGUUUUCAAGUCCUCCUCUGUAUGCGUCUAGAGGGAACCCCUGCAACUGCUAGGAAUAUUCCACUUCCCGUUCUUUUUUCUCCUAUUUUCUUUCUCCAAGGUGCCGGUAUACUAUUUGCUGCAUCUAGGCUGGUGGAGAAAUUAGUACUUUUACUCCAUAGUGGAUCUAGCACGGGAAUGUAUUUUAGAUUUUCUUCCAGAGCUCAUGAUUGCAUGGGGUUCUUACACCAUGGUUCCAGGCUGCUUGGCUGGUGGUCAAUUGAUGAAGGCAGUCGUGAAGAACAGGCAAGAUUGUUUCAAGAGGGUGCUUCAGGGUAUAACACCUUCAGUGGUUAUCCACCUGACAUAGUGAAGAAAAUGCCUAAAAGAGAUCUUGCUGAGGAGGUCUGGCGACUUCAAGCAGCUCUGGGGGAACAAACAGAAAUUACAAAAUACAGCCAGCAGGAGUUUGAGAGACUUCAAAAUGAAAAAGUGUUAUGUAGGGUUUGCUUCGAGAGAGAAAUCUGUGUGGUCCUGCUACCUUGUCGGCAUCGCGUCCUCUGCAGUGCCUGCUGUGAGAAGUGUAAGAAGUGCCCAAUUUGCCGCGUUUCUAUCGAGGAGCGCUUGCCUGUAUAUGAUGUUUAGGUAUUUGACUUGCCCUUCCUUUUUAAGAAAUUGAAAAUGGGUGCAUAGAGGUGGUUGGCAACCUUAUACGGAACAAAUUUUGAUACCGUUUUAACAUAACUUCCUUGAUGUUGCAUGUCGAAAAUUAACCAAUAGGAUAAGGGGAUAGAGUAAGCAGUUGUUUUGACUGUACUAAGAUUUGGUAAACACAUAUAUAUAUUUUUUUUCCCGGUUUUGUUUUUGAUUGUAAAUAUACUGAAGAUCUUACGAGGGUAAGAUACUCAGAUAGCAAUUGUAACCCAUCCUUUUUUUCUUUUUUUUUUUCAAUGCAAUAUAUAAGCAUUAGGUUUGUGUGAGC